Molecule: messenger RNA, 1400 nt
Organism: Panicum hallii
Lineage: Eukaryota; Viridiplantae; Streptophyta; Magnoliopsida; Poales; Poaceae
Product: SPX domain-containing protein 5-like
Exons: 2
Coding region: 259-1017 (252 amino acids)
Biological process (GO): cellular response to phosphate starvation
Source: RefSeq, a predicted model, not a curated record
CGCAUCGGAUAUGCUCCCACAUAUUCGCUUCCCUCGCCUUCCUCCCCUGCCGGUGCUGCCUGCUAGCUACUGCUGCUCCAACCAACACCCACCUCUGACCUCCUCGCCUCCCUAUAUUAAGCUCAGCGUCGCCAGUGUUUCGCCCUCCUCAUUCUCAUUCCAGCAGUUAGGUGAUCUACCAAGCUAGCGAUCGAGUUGUCUGGUUACAGAGAUAUAUAUCUAUCGGAUCUUAGGAUCACAUCAAAAUCUUGCAAGACGAUGAAGUUCGGAAAGCGGCUCAAGAAGCAGAUCGAGGAGAGCCUGCCGGAGUGGCGGAGCCAGUUCCUCAACUACAAGGAGCUCAAGCGCCGCGUCAACGCCGUCUCCUCCCCGGCGCCCUCCCCCGCCGCCGAGGCCGAGUUCCUCACGCUCCUCAACGCCGAGGUCGACAAGUUCAACGCCUUCUUCCUCGAGCAGGAGGAGGAGUUCGUCAUCAGGCAGAGGGAGCUGCAGGAGAGGAUCCAGCGGGCGGCCGAGGCCAAGCCCUCGCCGGCGGCGGACGCCGAGAUCGCGCGCAUCCAGCGCGAGGUUGUCGACUUCCACGGCGAGAUGGUGCUGCUGCUCAACUACAGCAGCAUCAACUACACGGGCCUCGCCAAGAUCCUCAAGAAGUUCGACAAGCGCACCGGCGGCGUGCUCCGCCUCCCCGUCAUCGCGGGCGUCCUGCAGCAGCCAUUCUUCACCACCGACCUCAUCUCCGAGCUCGUCAGGGACUGCGAGGCCAUGAUGGAGGCCGUCUUCCCGGCCUCCGCCGUCUCCGCCGCCAGCAGGGACCUCGAGGAGCGCCAGGCGCUCGCCGCCGCCGAGCAGAGCAUCUUCCGCAACACCGUCGCCGCGCUGCUCACCAUGCAGGAGGUCCGCAGCGGCAGCUCCACUAUCGGACACUUCUCGCUGCCGCCCAUGGCGCCGCUGCCGGAGUCCGACUGGCUCGUCCAGUCCGUCCAGGCGCCGGCGUCGCCCCUCAUCCCCACGCAGUGAUCGAUUUCCUCUCCUGCUGCGAUUCACCUGCCUGGAGUAUGUGUCCGUUGCACGACAGCAGAGCGUACACAAGAACGCACCCAUUAAUCUAAUGCGGUGCUACAAUUAAAUUAAUUAGAGGCUACCGUCUUUAUUUUAUUUUUUUGUCACGAAAUGAGCCGCAGUGUUAUACAAAUGCUGAAAAGAUCAGAUGUGUAAUUAUCACCCUGUAAUAUCACUCCUUUUCUUUUUCUUUAGAUGUGUGUGCUCUUGUCUUACUUUUACUAACUACUAGUAGGACUGUAGGGGUAAAUAAUGUAACAGGCAGGAUCAAUCAGCAUUGUUCUUGCAGUGAAAUUUUACCGGCAAAUCCAAUACCAUGCUGCGGAUUAAAUAUGCUCAAA